AUGACUAUGCCGAACAAGCGCAAACUCGUCCAAUAUAGAGAGGCGGAAGACCGUGACGAUAGCUGCACCCAGACCAAUUCUGACGCGAAACCGAACCAACCGUCGUCGCAGCCCCUAACCAAGCGCCUUCGAACUAUAGGCUCGCUGCAUACCCGUGAUAUUAUAUCAACGCUAUCCGACGAGCUACUCAUCCGGAUUCUCUCUUUUCUAGAUGAAAAGACGCUCCUUGGCGUAUCUCCCGUGUCCAGGCGCUUCAACCGCAUCACGUCUGAUUCACAACUAUGGCGACCGCACUACUACCGCCGAUUCAUCUUGCCCCGAGCUCAUAUGAUCCCUGGUUUCCGCACAGGAUCCACCCGGAGCUCCAGUAAGCUACGAUACUCGACCAGCAAGACCAUUUGGGCUGACGGGGGAUGGGGGCGAAGAGGCGGCUUUGUCGGUGGACCCAACGAAACUGCGGCAACUGGUCCUGGGGAGCUCGUAGACUGGAAGAAGCAGUACAAGUUGCGACACAACUGGGCUCGGGGGGCCUGCGCCGUCGACGAAGUUCAGGUCCGUUGUGUCGAACGAGACACCCCUGCGGCAGAAUGGCAGACCAUGGUCAAGGUGGUCGAUGGUCUGGCAGUCACCGUGGAUGGGACCUCGGGCUUGAGGGCGUGGGACCUCAAAACUAGGCGACUUAUUGCACAAGCAGACCUUGGGAACAAUAAGGAGACAAAUCAGCCCAGCUGCUUGGCAGUUGAUGACUUGCUACUUAAUACCGGGAGACUAGAUGUGGCCGUGGGCUUCGAAGACGGCACCUUUGCCAUCUGGAAGUUGGACGUCAAAACUGGAAAGAUUGGUAUACUGUACCAGCAUGCAAAGAAUUAUUUUGGCGAAUUAGUCGCCAUUGCGUAUGCACACCCGUACAUAUUUACGGCUUCGAGGCUUGGAUUUAUUUCUCUGUUUUCGUUUGAGCACCCGGACGACGGGACAGCUUCAACUCGAGAGUCAGAUAUCGGACCCGAGGGCGGUGUGCGCAGGUCAUCAGUGGCUGAGUCUGGAGAGACGGUUCCUCCCCCGGGCUCCCGAUUCACCCAGCCGCGUCUUCUCACCUCGCUCAAGUCUCACACCACACGGCCACCGCUUGCCCUAUCAGUACGUCGCAUGGCAACUUCAGUCAUUGCCUCGAUCGCAUACACCUUUGACGCCGUCGGGGGAUGGUCUAUUGGCAUACAGGACCUGGACAUUAGGCCGUCUGGAUCGGCGACGCCAGAUAUUGUUACCUCGAGAGUUGCCUACACACUGCCAACCCAAACUCGCAGGUCAGCAACGUCAUCCCCGUCCUCUUCACCUUCCCACUCACGGGCCCGCUCUCCAAUACCGCUGGAGCCUGAGGAAGACGGCCCUAUCCGGCUAUGCUACAGUCACCCUUACCUACUUGCCACUUUGCCAGACAACACAUUAGUUCUUCACCUCUGCACCUCGACUGCUUCAUCGCUCUCAAUUUCGCCAGGCAUCCGUCUUUGGGGCCACACCUCGGGCAUCUCCGACGCAGAAAUCACGCCGCGGGGAAAAGCAGUUAGUAUCAGCACGCGUGGCGACGAGAUUCGGGUUUGGGAGCUAGAAGGGCGCGUGAGCGGAAGCAGCGUCGAGGUACGGCCAAGGCGGCCAAGUGAUGAUGGGGAGCGGCGCACCGAGAUGAAAGGUUCUGCGACGCCAAGGAUUGUGGCCGACUUGAAUGAUACGAAGAACUGGGUCGGUUUUGACGAAGAAAUGGUGGUGGUGCUGAAGGAGGCUCGGGACGGACGAGAGAGCUUAAUGGUUUACGACUUUACAUGA
This is a messenger RNA of Metarhizium brunneum ARSEF 3297, 1821 nucleotides long. RefSeq lists its product as uncharacterized. Gene Ontology annotation, molecular function: protein binding. The record is from RefSeq and is a predicted model, not a curated record. Lineage: Eukaryota; Fungi; Ascomycota; Sordariomycetes; Hypocreales; Clavicipitaceae.